AUGGAUGUGGACGAUCAAGACAUGGAACGUACCUACAAACGGAUACGUCUGCAAUCACCGGAGCUGGGCAUCAUUUCUGAUAAUUUCGAAGAUUUUCUCUUGUCAGACUCUGAAUUGUUUCCACAGCUCCCGUGCGACAAUGGUCUCUGGGCCAGCAUCUCAGAACUUACCGAAGAAAUUAAAGACGAAGCGAGACUUGAUACAGAAGGCGAGGCACUGGUCGCUGAGACAGUUCACCAUGUCUGCCUCGGAACGAUAACCCCGAAGACGGCAUCUUCAUUCUUUAAGAACCGACAAGAGUCAGAAGUCAUGGUCAACAUACGGCAAUGUGGGGACAUCCUGAAGUUGAGGGCGGUAGACACGGAUGCAUACGCGGGCGUCCUGGACGGCUCGUUUCCGCCAGACUUGCUACAUCGACCUUCGGUGAAACUCAACGCUCUAUUGACCGCACCAGCAUCCCUUCGCGUCAUAAUACUCAGUCAUAUCAACGAAGCAACUGAGAUAGGAAGCCUUUUAUCUAACAAUCAACUUUUUCUUCAACAUCCAUCACCUCGGGACAUCGAAUAUUUUGAGCUAGAGAUGGAAUACUUUAAUCCCCAAUUUCUUGUUACUCCGGGAUCCCGUAUGCCGCAGUUGGAGGAUCUUGCCAUUGAAUACAACCAAAGUACAUCUAAUGCUUCUUUGGCGCUGGAUGAUCAAAAAAAAGGCCAACUCAUUGGUAUUUUUGACACGGCGGCUGACCUUUCCAUUCAACCCACGACUGAACCAAGUCCGCGCCUGCAGACUCGUCUGAAAGACUAUCAGCUCAAAGCUCUUACGGUUAUGAGCGAAAAGGAGUGCGCCAACGUUGAAAGUCCGCAAUGCCCUUCGCUCUGGGUUGCACGGGAUGCAUCCAAUAGAAAAGACAGAGAAUACCGCCACAGAAUAACGGGGCAUCGGGUCGAUGUUCCGCCCGUCUGCGCCGGAGGAAUCCUUGCUGAUGAAAUGGGCCUCGGGAAAACCCUCUGCGUGUUGUCCCUCAUUUGCUGGUCGCUAGACUUGCUGAGGGACACGAAACCUGAAUGGAAUGGUUCUCAGCCUUUGACAACUUUGGUUGUCAUACCUAAGAGCAUGAUUCCUGGCUGGCAAUCUCAGAUAAAAACCCACAUCGUCCCAGGUCAGAUCCGUGUUGCCGUCUAUCAUGGUCCUGGCAGACAAACUCUUGCCAAGCAGUUCCGGGACAACGAUAUUGUCUUGACAACGUAUCAGACCUUAAGGUCUGAGUGGACUAAAAAGGGCCCGUUGUUCACAGAGCAAUGGUUCCGCAUCGUUCUAGACGAAUCCCAUCGUAUUGGUAAUAGGUCAACUCAAGUCUUCCAGGCCGCAUGUGAGCUCCAGUCAUCGAGGCGCUGGUGUCUCACGGGAACUCCCAUCGUAAAUUCUAUUGAUAACAUUGGAGCAUUGCUUGCCUUUAUCAAGAUGGAGCCCCUUGAUACCAAGGCCGCUUUCGAUCAUUGGAUAUCUAACCAGAUACGUGAUAACCUGCAAGAAGGCCUUCGAAAACUUCGGAUCCUCGUUGAAGCUACCUGUCUCCGUAGGACAAAAACUAGAAUUUCGCAGGCACUCCCUCCUCCCACAGUCUGCGAAGAAAAGAUUGAGCUGAAUCCAUAUGACCGCGCUCUCUACAACUUCUUCGAGUCUGAAGCUGCCAAAAACGCUGCCGACUCUCCUAAUAACUAUCCUGCUAGCGCUCCAGAGAAGGGUAGGGAAAAGAAGAAUGUUUUAUCUCUAAUCCAGAAUCUUCGCCAGAUUUGCGAUCACGGAGAAGACCUCUUACCUGCUACAGACAUGGAAGUGUGGAGGUUGCAGAGAUGUCAAGGACCAAUUUUUCAGACGAUGCCUGGACGUAAUCAUAGUAUUGAUUCAUACUGCAAGACAUCACCGUCUGCAAAGGUACAGAGAUUGAUACACAACAUUCAAUCGGAGCAAGCGGGAAGCUUACCAGGGUCGGCGAAUCCACCGGUGAAAAGCGUGGUUUUUAGUUAUUGGACUAAGAUGCUCGAUCUUGUUCAGAAAGCUCUUAUACAGGCCGGUUUAUUAUGCGAGAGAAUUGAUGGCCAGUAUUCCAUCAAGCAACGAGAGAAGGCGCUGUCUAGAUUUGCAAACGACCCCUGCUGUACUGUAAUGCUGGCCACCCUUGGUAGUGGCGGAGAAGGCAUUGAUCUAACCUCGGCUAACCAUGUGCAUCUUCUGGAGCCUCAUUGGAAUCCUAUGGCAGAAGAACAAGCGAUUGCGCGUGUUCAUCGAAUAGGCCAGCAGCGACACGUCACUGCCACCAAGUAUAUUACUCCACAUUCAAUCGAGGAGUAUGUUCAAAGCAUUCAAGUCAAGAAAACACAGCUUAUUCAGGAUACGUGGAGUGUCAACGAUGACUCUACUGACAAUACUAUUGGCGAUGAGACUUUAACGAAGCUUAAGCAAUGGCUCGCUCAGAGAAACUAG
Molecule: messenger RNA, 2481 nt
Organism: Fusarium verticillioides 7600
Lineage: Eukaryota; Fungi; Ascomycota; Sordariomycetes; Hypocreales; Nectriaceae
Exons: 11
Coding region: 1-2481 (826 amino acids)
Molecular function (GO): ATP-dependent chromatin remodeler activity; ATP binding
Source: RefSeq, a predicted model, not a curated record